Messenger RNA from Rhizophagus irregularis DAOM 181602=DAOM 197198, 1289 nucleotides. The record is from RefSeq and is a predicted model, not a curated record. Lineage: Eukaryota; Fungi; Glomeromycota; Glomeromycetes; Glomerales; Glomeraceae.
GUUUUUGUAAAAUAAAAAAUCUCUUCUUUUUUCGAUUAAAUUAUUUAUUAAAUUAUUAUAAAUAUUAGAAAUGGAAGAUAAUGGAUCAAAAAAGAAUAGUUUUACUGAAAAUUUAGUAGAUAGUGCUUUCAUUAGAAGCUGCUGAACAUAACAAACGGACUUGUGUAAUGUUAAAACAACGAGUUCGUAUUGCAGAAUUAGCUAUACGAGAACUUAGAGAAAAAAGAAAAGAAAGAAAGGAGUUUUUUAAUAAAACAAAUUAUAUACGUUUACAGGAAUUAUCUGGCAUUAUAACACGAAUUAAAAAUUUUAUAUCAGAAAUUUCUCAAAUGAAAUCUUUGAUAAAACAUAUUAAAGCGAAAAAUACUGAGAAACUUUUUAAAGAAUUAUGUAUGGAAUUCGACAGUUGUAUUAACUUAUUGUCUUUUUCUAUUGACAUUAAAAUUGCUGAUGAACUUGCGCAAUUAAAAUCCGACCAAGAUGAUUUAUUUAAAUAUAUACUAGGAAUGGAGGAUGGUACUAUCAAAAAAAUUGGAGAUGACGUUUCAUAUGUUAAGGAUGACACGGAAGAAAUUAAAGCCUGCCUCGCAAACUUAAGUAAAGAGUUUUCCUCAACAGUUGUAAAAGUAAAUGCAAUGAAUAAUACAAUGGAAAAAUUUAUGAAAGAGCCUUCUCAAAAUCAAACAAAAAUUGAUAAUAUCUUUCAAGCACAUACGCUAAAAAUAUCUGAUUAUAAACAGGAUGAUAAAGAGAAACCACGUAAAAAAGGACGUGUAACUAAGUGGUGUGAUAUAAAAAUUGAAUGUGUAGAAUUCGCUUUUAAAACUAUUUCUGAUAAAGAAGACCAGAAGAUUGUACAAAAUCAAGUUACAAUUCUUAAAGAACUUCAUGACUGGCAAAACAUCAUAAAAUUUUAUGGACUUACUUGUGAGGGAAAUAAAUGGUAUUUGGUGACUGAAUGGGCCGAAUAUGGUAAUUUACGUGAAUUUUAUCAAAAUAAACAUGAUUUUGACCUUAAAUUAAAAUUACGUAUAUCCCUUGAUAUUGCUCGUGGAUUAAAUUUUUUAAGAGCCGUUGAGGUAAUUUCAUAAUCGGCUUUUAAUUAACGAAAUUUUUAUUUAAUGGUUUAAUAUUUUUUUUUUUCUUUUUUUUUAAGAUUGUUCACCGUGAUAUUAGGGCUGAGAAUAUAUUAAUUACACUUAAUGAGACAGCAAAACUUGCAAAUUUUAAAUUAAGUCGUUACUUAACCUCGGCUACAUUAAAUCAUAGUCAAAAUUUAGAACGAGUUC